This is a messenger RNA of Lynx canadensis (Canada lynx), 7149 nucleotides long. RefSeq names its product G protein-coupled receptor 146 (gene GPR146). Gene Ontology annotation, molecular function: G protein-coupled receptor activity. The transcript has 2 exons. Bases 1477 to 2478 code for a protein of 333 amino acids. Gene Ontology annotation, biological process: G protein-coupled receptor signaling pathway. Gene Ontology annotation, cellular component: membrane. NCBI's taxonomy places the organism in Eukaryota, Metazoa, Chordata, Mammalia, Carnivora, Felidae. The record is from RefSeq and is a predicted model, not a curated record.
GCAGCGGCCCCGAGGAACAGCACCGGGGCCGGGCCCUGACCGGGCGGCACCCCCGCCCACGGUCUCCGCAAUGUCUACGCUGUGACGAGCGCCACCGGCUCCAAGACCUGAGCGUGUUUCUCUCACUGGCCCGUCCUGCUCGCUCGACACGCGGCAGUUCUGGCCUCCUGAGCGCGUCCACCGUGCCACCUGCCCACACCCCGGGCUCGGCUGGCUCUGCCAGCCGUGCUCCCCGGGACCCACGUUCUGUCUGCACAGGGCGCGGGCGAGCCCAUCUCGAGGCAGGCGCUUGGCCGUCCGGGAGCCUCCGUGACGGUGGCACCCUCUGCCUCCCCCACUCCCCCUCCAAAGACAGGGACGAGCUUCGGCAAAUGCCAGACAGACGGCCCCGUUUGUGACACAAGGCGGCUCCUCACCGCUGGCCUCCCCGGAGGAUUGCCGGAACGAAAGGACGAGGCCUCUCGUCAGGCCUAGAGAAAGCGAACCGUCCGCAUCCGGAUCACGGCCGCCCGUGUACUUGACCCGCGUGGGAACCGUGCACGCGCAGCGCCCCCUCCGACAAGCGAGCUGGGGCCACACGAGCACGUGAACUAGGAAGGAGGCUCUCAACAGACCGCGUUCCGGCUGAGGCUUUCCCAAGAACGGAGCCGUCCUCAGCCCAGCGCGGCGGCCCGCCAGCGGCCCUUCCUGCGGCCCCACGGGGCAGCCGUGGGCAGUCAGGGCCGCGGCUCUGACCCCGCGGCCGGGAGGCUCCAGGCCGGCUGUGUUCCACAGCGACGUCGAGAAGACACCCACCCUUCUUCCUGCUGGUCCCGAGCCUGGCCCUCAGCCACCGGUGCCCGCUUUGGAGAGCUCUCGGGGCCACGCCCCAGGGCAGGCGGCCACGGCCCCUCUCCACGGUGACUGGGUAACUCUCAGGGAGGCCCGCGUUCCGCCCUUAGUGGCCACCCAGCUUCCUCGCGGAGGGAAAAAAGGAACUCGUCUGUGCACACGCCCAGCACCCCGAGUGUCCGGAGCGGCCACGUGGGCUCCAGACGAGCCUCAUCGCACCGGCCCCGCCACCCAGAGCGGGCCGGGGGCGCAGAGGGGGGAGGAAGCGGGUGCUCCCGAAACCGGAGCGGCAGGGCAGGAGCCUGAUCCGACGGUGCCGGCCGGCCCUUCCAGGCACAACCCUCAUUCCGUGAAACCGGCCGUAAACAGAGCUGGGGAGGGGCCGCCGUGCCUGCCAAGGGAGGCAGAGACCGAGUGAUUUACUGGAGGAAAACAAGUGUGCGUCCACACUGGGCACCGAGCGCGCACACGCGCCCGCGCAGGAAGCCAGCGCUGCACGGCUGCGGCUGAUAAGCUCCCGGGGGUGGGGUGGGGUGGGGGUGGGGGGCAGAGAAACAGGAUCCUCUCGGCGCCCUUGGCUGCUCACGGACGGGGUCUGCGGUCCAGGCGCACAGAAACGCGGGGCUCGGGAUAAAGCCCGCCAUCAUGUGGAGCUGCGGCCCGCUCAACGGCACGGGCGGCGCGGAGGACCAGCCGCUGUGCCAGCACCUGCAUCUGGUCCUGUCCGCCUUCUCCCUGCUCUACCUGGUGGCCGGCGUCCCCGUCGGCCUGGGCUACAACGCCCUGCUCGUCCUGGUCAACCUGCACGACCAGAGCAGCAUGACCAUGCCUGACGUCUACUUCGUCAACAUGGCCGUGGCGGGCCUGGUGCUCAGCGCCCUGGCGCCCGUGCACCUGCUGGGCCCCACCGCCUCCGGGUGGGCCCUGUGGGGCUUCGGCAGCGAGGCCCACGUCACGCUGCUGGUGCUGUUCAACGUCUCCUCCCUGGUGACCAUGUACUCCACGGCCCUGCUCAGCCUCGACUGCUACAUCGAGCGGGCGCUGCCGCGCACCUACAUGUCCAGCGUCUACAACACGCGACACGUGUGCGGCUUCGUCUGGGGCGGGGCCCUGCUCACCAGCUUCUCCUCCCUGCUCUUCUACGUCUGCAGCCACGUGGCCGCCAGGAUCGUCGAGUGUUCCAAGAUGCGGGACGCGCAGGCCGCGGACGCCAUCAUGGUGUUCAUCGGCUACGUGGUCCCCGCCCUGGCCGUGCUCUACGCGCUCGCGCUCAUCUCGAGGAUCCGGAAGGCGGACACGCCGCUCGACCAGGACGCGGGGAGGCCGGACCCCUCGGUGCACAGGCUCCUGGUGGCCACCGUGUGCACGCAGUUCGGGCUCUGGACGCCUCACUACCUGACCCUCCUGGGGCACACGCUGCUGGCCUUGCGGGGGAAGCCCGUCGACAGGCACCACCUGGGGAUCCUGCUCUUCGCUAAGGACGUGGCGAGAUUCCUGGCCUUCUCCAGCAGCUCCGUGGUGCCGCUCCUUUACCGCUACAUCAACAGAAACUUCCCCAGCAGACUCCGGCGGCUGAUAAAGAAAAUGCACUGCGGGCGCCAGAGCUGCUCCCAGGACCAAGCGGGGGUACAGCAGGUGAUGGCGUAGAGCCGGCGGCUGGGGUCGCAGCCGCUCGCUGAGCGCGGGUCCUGGGGCCUCCACCAGUGCCCCGGGUGGGGUCAUCGGACGGGCAGUCAACGGCGUACUUCCCGGAGGCACGGUCCGGGCCCCCUCCUGGGAGACAGGCGACCGACACUUGACCUGGAUGCACAGCACUUUGUCGCUGCCCGCUCUGUCACGCUCUUCCCCAGGACGUCGCUGAGGCCGGGACCCAGAACAGCACGAGGCGUGUUCUCUCCAAGUUUUCUGCUUCCAGACAGGCCGCUCUCAGGCCAAGGCUGCGCGGUCCAAGGCGGGAGGGGCCUGGCGUGAAAAACAGCUGCCUGCCCACCUGCUUCGGGCGGACGCACUGCUCGGUCGUGCGGGGCCACACCCGCAAUAGCGUCCUCAGCCUGGCCGCCUCCACCCUGGGUUUCUGAACGAAGUCAGGAGAAUCCAAAUCCAGUGUUUAUAUUCCGUGCUGGCAAAAUACCCGAUUCUGUCUCUUGCGCUUAUAAAAAGAUGCGAGAGAAGUCACCAAAGCCUGAAAGCGAAGGAAGCAACACGAAGGGCACUCCCGUUGGACGGACGGGCGGGCUCCUGCUACCGCAGGGUCGUGCUGGGUGCGGUGAGGCGGGGAGAGGCGCAUGCCGUGCCACGCACACAGGCAGCGUGCAAAUGCUUCAGAAGGACAGGGCCAGCAGUGUGGCUGGUCUUGGGCGGAGGGCCCUUAACUGGUACCCCUGCUGCCCUCCCCGGUGACCUCAGCUAACCGUCUUCAGUGGAAGCCACCUCCCCACAGUGUGCACAGAACCCCACGCUAAUAGUAAACCGAAGAGAAGAAAGCGUGGUGAGGAUUUCCAACCUAACACAGAAGCUGGGAGGGACCGCCUGGGGAGUCACAGGCCUGCAAGGCGGAGCCCGGUCUGGCACCGGGGCAGAGCGUGGGGCCACCACUGCCACCUCGCACCCGACAGCAGCCUGCCUCGCCAGACGCGGCGCGUGCCUGGAUCCUUCCACGCCGCGUCCCGUAAACACCUGCUCUAAAACCGUGGCAGUAGAAGCCCCCUGCUCUCCUCGACACCAUCCGCUCACCUGCACCCCGACGUCACGACGCACCACAGGCCUGCAGCCCCCUAACCGCACCUCUGAAACCCACAAAGCUCUAAAAACAGGAAGAUUUGUUUCUCAAGUUUGCGGCACAUUCCCUUGGUAGCAAACCUUGAGCUGAAGCGGUAGGAGAGCGCUUUUCUGAGGAAAGAGGAGUGUGAAUGUGAUUACGGGGCACUGGCCCGGCCCCACAGGGCCCCGUAACACGCAGCACACACAGCAUGUUAACUGUGUGCGCGCAAACGCAGAGAACAGGUGAACGUAGGUCGUUUGCCAAAAGCAGCCGGAAGUAUGCACACGCCUUAAGAUCUCAUUCAUAUGUCACCCUACGCUUUCCUGCGGGGUUACGGUGACAGGGAGCGGCUGGGGCUGGCAGCUUGGGAACUCCAACCCGCGUUUAGGUUUGUGCAUCCAAAAGUGUGUUGCUUUUUGUCGCUGCUCAGCAAUACACUGUAUUUAUUUAUUUAUUUGUUUAUUUUUACCUUCUGACUCCCUUCACCCGUUUCUCCUCCCUGCCCCGGCAACCACCAAUCCAUGCUGCUUCCGUGGCCUUGGUUGUUUUUCUUAAAGAUCCCCUGUACCACUGAGAUCAUGUUCUACUCCUCUUUGACUUAUCUCACUUAGCACAGUGCUCUCCAGGUCCGUCCGUGUUGUCGCAAGUGGCCAGAUUUCAUUUCUGUUUAUGGCUAAUAUUCCGCGGUGCGUGUACCCCCCCCCCUUCUUCUUCAUCCACUUGUCCGUCAAGGGACACUCAGCUGCUUCUGUGUCUGGUCUGUUGUGAAUAACGCGGCAGUGAACGCGGGGGUGCAGACACCAUUCUGACUGAGUGCUUUUGUUUCCUUUGGGUAGAUACCCAGAAGUGCGAUCACUGGAUAAGUAGACCUGCUUUUGACUUCUGAGGCACGUCCGUACUGUUUUCACAGUGGCUGCGGCAGUGCGCAUCCCCACCAGCGGUGCAUGAGGACCCCUUUCCCGUACUCCCUCGCCAGCGCUCGGUGUCCUCUUGGUGGCGGCACCCUAGCAGGCGUGAGGAGCACCCGCUGGGGUUCUGACACGCUCCUCUGACGAGUGCCGCUGAGCACCUUCUCACGUACACGUUGGCCGUCUGCGUUCUUUGCAGAAAUGUCUGUUCUCAUCCUGUGUAAUCACAUUUUAUCUUGCUACUGGGUUGUGGGAGUGCUUUAUGUAUUUUGGAGAUUGGUCCCUUACCAGAGAUAUUAACAUACUAACUUUUGACAACCUGAAAACUUAAUUCUGACACAUCUGAUCCGAGGAUGGCAAAGUGUGGCUCUGUGUUUUGCCACAUUCCAUUCAGGGAAAUCGCUCCAUUUGGCCCUGGUCUCUCGGGAGAUUUAGCCCAUGACUUGGUUGCCAUUGUGUUUCUGUCUGCAGAAUAUAUCCCCUCCGGGGUGAUGCGAUGACUGAGUUCAGAGUCUGCCUGUGCAGAAGCAUGAAAAUACACUGGACACCAGGGUCCUGGUCUUACUCGCCCCUGGUAGCUGUGAAAUUCUGGACAGGUGGGGCCUAAUCUACUUCCUGGCCAGUAAAUCAGGGGCAGAAUUAGAGAAGGUUCUGGGUUGCCUCUGUCCGUGAACGUGCUAUUUCUACUGAAGGGCGCAUCGCCCCUCUGCUGCAGGGUUUCCCCCGGUCCUGAAAGUCUCAGACCCGACCCCCUCCACUCCUCAAGCUAUGGGCUGCACGGCGGGGGGUCCUGUGGCCCCGGCUCCGCUGGGGAACUCUCGUGUUGGCCGAGCGAAUGGCAGGUUGCAGGGUGCCCGGCAUUGCAGCCGUGGGGCCUCUGACCUCACACACACCUGCCGUCACGGAGUCUCAGUCCUCGUCCUCUCACAGCGGGUGGGUGGGGCUGGGGCCAGGGUCAGUCCCAGGUCCACCACACACGGCCAGGCUCUUGGGUCAGGAAGCCAACACUGUUCUUAGGGGACAUGGGACCCAGCGGGUGGGCUGGUUUGGGGUGGCAGUGCUAUUUCAAAUAAAAAGACCCUUUUCCUCGCUCAUCUGUUCUGCUCUUUGCUCUAGAAAGAGCUCCUAGGAGAAGAGGGAGAUCCCAAGGGCACAGAGCCGAGAGCCACGUGGGUCUCCGCCCACAGCCCCGGAGUCCCUCACCCCAGCUGGGCUCCCCCAAACAGAAGAGGGGCCGAAAAUCAUGGUCUUGUUUUCACUUUCUCAGUGGCUUUGGUUGCAACCUGGCUUGUUUCUGGUGACCUCCGGGGGGCCUGAGCGGGUCCCACCCGUGCCGGUGACAGAGGGCCCCCGGGGAUGGGUGGCAGGCUGGGUGUCUCACGGAGACCCCUCCGCUGCUUUCGCGGCAUCCCCGGGUCUCACGGCUUGAUUGGCCUCUGUACUCUUCUCCCCACUGGGGACACCUCCGCCACCAGCCCCGUGUGCUUCCCACAUGGCUUUUGUCCAUCCACAGUCACCUGGACUGGAUCCGGGGCGACUGGACGCUGCCUCCAGUGCUCCUGCCACGUGGCCCAAGACAUGGAAAGAAUUCUGAGCUGAGAGAAGAAUGAGGAGUCGGUCGGGAAAGGCUCCAGCAGACUGUGAACGUGAUCGUACAUAUUACACGUGUGUUUUUUUAACUCACCAAUCUCGAUGUCUCCCAGUGGAAGUCUAUGUUCCAAGGCCAUUAAUUUUGUUAUCAGUCCCUCCUAUUAUACUUUUUAAGUUAAUCUUAAUUUUGCUAAUCACAACAACUCAUCUACCUUGUCGUGCUUAUUUAAGAUUCUAGAAGGUGAAUUUAAUUUUAGGUUGCUUCACGAAGGUUAUAAAAUUUAUCACGGGAAACCAGAUCUCCUGCUAAUGCAUCUCCUGCAGAUGCAUCGGGAAGGCAGACCCCCGGUCCUUCAUAGAACGCACGUGGUGAAGGAUAAACCUGGAGAAAAUGAUUAAGAAGCUAAAUUACAAGUGAAGUUCUUGGAUUUAAAAUCAGCUGGAAAACGGGGGGGAUUUUUCAUUUCUCAUCCGUUGCGUCUCUUCCAGAGGUUGUACCGUUUGCCUCGAGUUCUACGUAAAUCACGAAGAAGAUCCUGCUGAAGAAAAACCCACGCGUUUGAAGACUUAAGUCACUCGACACAAAUCACCCACCUUCGGAAUUCUCAAAAUGUCUAUUUCCAGGGGUGUGUGACGUGUAGCAGAAACCGGCACGGGACUUAGCCUAUUUCCCCUGGUGACACGGGCCCGCCACUUGUUCGUUACUCCUCUGUUGCAGUGGCACAGCAGCAGCGUGUGCCCGCACGCUCCCUCAGGCAGGGCGGGGCGCACCCCGAGCCCCGUGAAGACAGCCCCCCAAGUCUGGCAAACGUUCUUUCCCGAGAACGGACGUUUGACAACUGCUGACGCGUCCCGAGGGCCGAGGACAGAACUGAGUGGCCCCGGCGGCUCCGUGUGGGAGGGCCUGUCCCCCGGCGGGAGGGCCUCGUCCCCCCGGGCAAGAGGGGAGCGUGCCGUGCACACGGCGAGUAAAUCUGAGUAACGAACAGGGAGUCUCUGGGAAUGAAAGAAUCCCAAUUUACCCAUCUUACGUUAAUAAAGAACGCGAGGCGCAAAGAA